AUGGAAAUGCCAGCUGUGAACGGAAUUGGAACGGCAAGGUCGGUAGCUAAGCUUUUCUCGCUGGUUAUGUCAGGUCGAAUCAUAAGCAAGCAGUUGUUAAAGCGUCUCCUUAAGCCUGUGGAUAUGAAAAUUUACGAUGAAGUGUUUGGGUUCAAGGUGAUUAGCGGCUACGGCUUUUUAUAUACAAUAAAUCCGAUGGGUCAGUUGUUGCUGAACCACGCCGGAUUUGGAGGCCAGGAUUUAAAAGUUGACAUUUUCAACAACCUCUCGUUCGCUUACCUCACCAACAAGGUGAAACUGGAUAUUGGAGAACGAAGUCCAAUUUUUCGGCGUUUGCAAACUGCAGUGUACGAAUGUUUUCACCAAGAGAAGAAGAAAUUAUAG
Molecule: messenger RNA, 384 nt
Organism: Soboliphyme baturini
Lineage: Eukaryota; Metazoa; Nematoda; Enoplea; Dioctophymatida; Soboliphymatidae
Source: the annotation of a GenBank genome assembly